This is a messenger RNA of Dujonia railenensis, 1635 nucleotides long. The record is from the annotation of a GenBank genome assembly. NCBI's taxonomy places the organism in Eukaryota, Fungi, Ascomycota, Pichiomycetes, Serinales, Debaryomycetaceae.
AUGAGUGCAAAAUUAGAAACCAAGGAACCUGCCGAUUUUAAUGGCAUCGCUCCAAGCGAUGAUUAUAUUGUAGAGCAUCAGCCAGUUGCUAAUAAUAAUCUUUAUAAUGAAAAGCCUGAUCUUUCAGCUGGAGCCAUCGCCCGCUACUUUGGAACAAGGUUUAGUACUCUUUUGGAUAUUCCAAUGACGAAAUCGGAUAGAUCUGUAUGGCAGACAAUUAAUCCGUUACCAGCUUUGAGAGAAAUGGAAGCUAAGCACUGGAAUUUUUACUUUUUGGGGUUCUUUGCUUGGACAGUCGAUGCCAUGGACUUCUUUUGUGUUUCCGCUAGUGCAUCUGCUAUUGCUGCAACUUUAGGAGUUAAUAUUACAUCAAUCACUUGGGGUGUCACUUUAGUGUUGAUGCUUAGACCAGUUGGUGCUAUUAUCUUUGGAAUAUUAUCUGAUUACUACGGUAGAAAGUGGCCCUUUAUCUUCAAUUGCUUCUUGUUUGUGGUUUUGGAAAUUGGUACCGGUUUUGUUCAAACACAUUCCCAGUUUUUAGGUGUCAGAGCCUUGUUUGGUGUUGCCAUGGGUGGUAUGUAUGGUAAUGCAGCUGUAACUGCCUUGGAAAACCAGCCAGUUAAGGCAAAGUCAGUUUUAUCUGGCUUUUUCCUCCCAGGUUAUAAUUUCGGUUACUUAUUAGCCAUUGUAUUUUAUAGAGCAUUCGAAAACACAUACAAAGCAGAGGAAGGUGAAGGCUGGAGAGCAUUGUUUUGGUUUUCUGCUGGGUUACCAGUUAUAUUGAUUGUCUGGAGAUUCUUCGCUCCAGAAUCAGAAAACUUCUUAAGAAUGAAGGAAGCCAAAAAACAACAGAAGGCUAGAGCCAAGGAAUUAGAUUUGGAAAUGGCAAAGCCAACAUGGAAAGAUAAAAUCGAUCCUUCAAUUCUUAUCACCAUGAAGACCGAAUGGCUCAUGUUCAUCUACUUGGUACUUUUGAUGGCUGGAUUCAACUUUAUCUCACAUGCCUCUCAAGAUUUGUAUCCAACGUACCUUGACAAGCAGAGACAAUUCAGUCUUGACCAAAGAACUGUCAUUAUGGUAGUAGUUAACUUGGGAGGUAUGUGUGGUGGUAUUGUCAUUGGGCAGCUACUGGAAUUAGUUGGAAGAAGACUCGCAAUUCUUAUAGGAUGUGUGGUAGGUGGAGCUAUGCUCUACCCUGCUUUCUUUUCGUCAACUACAGCUGGUCUGACUGGUGGAGAUUUCGCUCUUGUGUUUUGUAUCAUGGGAAUCUACGGUGUUAUUCCUAUCCAUCUUAUGGAAUUAGUAAACGCUACCCAUAGGACCUUCCUUUCUGGUCUUGUGUAUCAAUUAGGUAAUUUGAUCUCAUCUGCUUCAUCUACAAUUGAGGCAAGUAUUGGAACACAAUUCCCACUUGAGAUCGAAGGAGUCACUGGUGCUUACAACUAUGGUAAAGUAAUGGCUAUAUUCUGUGGUGCCAUCUUUGCAUAUGUGAUGCUCUUAACCUUUGUUGGUCCAGAAAGAUACCAUCGUGACUUAAACGUCCAUGCGGACCACUUGAGUGUUAAUGAACUCGUAGAUAGUGAAGAAGAGAAUCUGUUUGAAAAGCCUAAACAUCAACAUGUUGAAAAGGCUUGA